Kwoniella botswanensis is the source of this 1107-nucleotide messenger RNA. RefSeq lists its product as uncharacterized. Gene Ontology annotation, cellular component: cytoplasm; Nem1-Spo7 phosphatase complex. The coding region runs from base 1 to 1107 and encodes 368 amino acids. The transcript is spliced from 5 exons. The record is from RefSeq and is a predicted model, not a curated record. Gene Ontology annotation, molecular function: protein phosphatase regulator activity. Lineage: Eukaryota; Fungi; Basidiomycota; Tremellomycetes; Tremellales; Cryptococcaceae.
AUGUCGAUCCGUAAUACUACACCCUCCCCCUCGGGCACUUCAACGCCCAAUCGACCUCACCCUCUUGUACCUUAUUACCCGCCAGCGGAUACAGCUACCUACCGGGAUUUGCUGUUGUUCGAAGAGAGGUUGAAAAGUAAUGCUGAGAUGUUGCGGAAGAGGAGAAAGAGGUAUCAAGUGUUUUUAUAUACGUUCAUAGGGGCUUGGGGUUUUAUGUUAUAUCAAUUAUUCGUUGUUCCACCUAAAAGCAAUCUACGGAUUAGAGCCCUCCAAGCUUCUCUUGCCGUUGUGUCGGUCACGCUAGUGCUGUUCUUUGCGAGUGGGAUGUAUGAGGAGAAGAUUAAAUAUGCUCAAAGUUACAUCACCCAUUCCAACAAAGCCCUCCGACCACUGAACAUGCAUCUGAAUAUGAGACGACCGAAGUCCUCGUUCCUAACCUACAUCCCAUUCUUACGAAAUUCCUCGCAAUCCACAUCCACAGUCCCACCUACAAGCUCUGUUACACUCAACCAACCUUCCAAGCCCUUCUUAGGCGGCAAAGGCCAGCCCGUUACCUCCUCUGCGUCUCCCACAUCUUCUAGAAAGGUAUCAAACUCGACGAAUGUCAUGGCUACUAUCCCUCCAUCGUCUAACCCUAGAGGGGAGUUGAUAUUUUCUUCUAGGGUAGAUAAAUCGUUUAGAGAAGGUUAUGAGAGGUAUAGAGCGGCGUUCGAGAAGAGACGAGAAGAAAAACAGAAAGAGGAAUCGAGAUUGAAUCUGAACUCAACAAAUUGGUUCUUAUGGACUACAUCCACGUCUACUUCCGCAUCUAAAAAUCACGGUAGUGGUGGUAACAGAAGUAGAAGAACACCUAGUCCGAAUCCAUUAGGGCUCGGUAAGACCCCUCCUCUUUCGAGAAGACAGAGUCCUUCGCCCGGACCUGGUCAGAUGCAAGCGCUGAAUCCACACAAAGUGGAGAGUGCACUGAGGAACAGUAUGCUACCUCCGAACUCGAGUUCGAACUUGAGCUCGGAGGAUAAAGAGGGAAGGCAAAGAUCAGAGAGCUAUAGUUUUGUUUUGGAUAGAAAUAAUGACAGGAGCCGGAAUGAUACGCAGAUGGCACGUUAG